Molecule: messenger RNA, 1135 nt
Organism: Hibiscus syriacus
Lineage: Eukaryota; Viridiplantae; Streptophyta; Magnoliopsida; Malvales; Malvaceae
Product: BON1-associated protein 2-like
Exons: 1
Coding region: 52-1113 (353 amino acids)
Biological process (GO): defense response
Source: RefSeq, a predicted model, not a curated record
AUUAUUGUGAGUGACUCACGCCCCGCCGCGGCCCGGUCCGGUGCUACCACAAUGGCUCAUUCCAGGGUUCUCGAGGUCACAAUCCUUUCCGCCGAUGACCUCUUUGAGGUCUACAAGAACAUGAAGACCUACGCUAUUGUUUGGGUCCAACCCGACCGGAAACUCACCACCGGUAUUGACCAAACCGGCGGAACAAAUCCAGUUUGGAACGACAAGUUCUCGUUCCGAGUCGAUGACAAGUUCCUUAGCUCCGAUGACUCCAAGAUUGUUAUCGAGAUUUACGCGGCUGCGUGGGUUAAAGACGCCUUGGUUGGUUGUGUUAAUGUUAACAUCAACGAUAUUUUCCAUCUCCGGUCCGUCACCGACGAUCAAGCCGACAGCAACUCAGCCGCGAGAUCCGUCACGCUUCAAAUACGCCGCCCCUCGGGGCGUCCACAAGGGAUUAUAAACGUGGAGGUUGCUCUUGUUGAUAGUACCAUGCGGAGCUUGCCUCUCUUACAACAACCUAAACCCAAAACAACCGAUAAUAAUACAGAAAGUCACGGGUACAAGUUUAAUGUAAUCCCCAAAAUGAUCCGUUCGCUGAGCGACAGAACCGAGUUAAAAAUGGAAGAUAACUCAGUCGAAAGGCCUGCAAAGGGUUCCGUCAUCAACGGUGGUAGCAUGGUGAACGGUGGCAGCAUGGUGAACGGUGGCAGCAUGGUGAACGGUGGCUCUGACUGUGGCACCGACGUCGGGCCAUCAGUUUCGGUCGUGGCCGCCGCCAUCGCAAAAGGGUUGUACAAGCCACCGGUACAUACUAAAGUUCAGACGAAAGAAAAUCCAAAAAUAAGCGAAUGGACGAGGAAAGAGAGGGAACAAGAAGAACUAGAGAUGAAGAUAGAGAGGUGGGGGUCGAAAAUGCCACCGGCGUCGGCGGCCAGAGGAUCCCGUAAAUCGAAGAGAGGGAAGAGAGGAAAGGCAAACACCAAGUUGUUCUCAUGCUUUAGUAAUGCUUUGGGGAUUGAGAUUUCGAUCACUUGUGGAGAACCUGAAUCUCAAGGCAUCGGCAAAAAUAACAAAGUUUGUCACUUAAGCGAUGCGGAUGAUAAUUAUAGCGAAUCCAUUGUUUGAAUCAUCGUGUUAAAUUGCUGUU